Molecule: messenger RNA, 735 nt
Organism: Bactrocera tryoni
Lineage: Eukaryota; Metazoa; Arthropoda; Insecta; Diptera; Tephritidae
Product: DNA translocase FtsK-like
Exons: 2
Coding region: 1-735 (244 amino acids)
Source: RefSeq, a predicted model, not a curated record
AUGCUUACCAGGAAAAAACCACGUAAAAGCACGUCAAAUAUCGAGGGUAUGUUGACAGUUUUCUUCGAUUAUCCAGGUGCGGUGCACUCCGAACUCCUUCCGAUCGACCAAACUGUCAACAAUGAAUACUACUUGAGUGUUUUGCGUCGUUUGCGCGAAGCUAAAAUUUAUUUUUUGCUUUGUGUUUUGGUGGCAUCUGUGACCGCUGAUGUUAGCCACAUAAGCAAUGAAUACCUUCCACCAACUUAUGCUGCUGCUGCUUCCGCUCCAGUACAGACUUAUAGUGCUCCAGUAUCGGCUCCUUCUUACACCGCUCCAGAACAAAGCUUUGAUGUUGCUGCUCCCAGUGUCUUAGCAGAACCAGAAUAUGCAGCCUCGGAACCAGUUGCUUCGCAUAGUUUCUCCUCAUCGGACGGUUACCGAUACAAAACUCAAAGACGUGUAGUAUACCGUCAUCGUCAACGUCGUGGUGCUCCUUCAAGCGAAUAUUUGCCUCCAGCAGCUUCAUCACCUUCCGUUGAAUACUUAUCUCCAGAUGCAUUUCCUGCAGUUUCUUCUUAUUCUGCUUCCCCAUCUUAUCAAUCGGAAACGUAUGCGCCAGCUGCAUCCUAUCAGUCUGAGUCAUACGCUGAACCUUCUUAUGCAGAAUCUGCUCCCGCCCAUAGCUUUUCUUCUAAUGAUGGUUAUCGUUACAAAACUGCUCGUCGUCGCGUAUACCGUCGUCGCCGAUACUAA